AUGGCAUUCAUCGCUGCCGCCGCCAGCGCGGCCCGUUCGAUCGCCGGCGCCGGCGCCGGCGUAGCCGCUGCCCGUCACGUCGCUUCGGCCACCGGCCGCUUCAGUACCCGCUUUCCUCGGCGUGGGGUCGCGGCCGGCACCGCCCUCCCCGCUGCCCGGACACGCCCGCUGCCGUCGCACGCCGCCGCUGCCGCCGUGGCCACGCCACCACCAGCCACCCGCCUUCUUCGGCGCAGCCUGGCGACGACCCCCGACGACGACUACUACUACCACGGAUCCAUGAAUUACGUGCCCCUUUGCUGGGUUGACCCCGAAGCCCCAAUCGACCCAGCCACCUACUUCAACUACGGCGAGGAGCACCUCGCGUCGGAGGAGGCCAUGUGGGGGAUGUACGAGCGGUGGUGCGCCUUCCACGGCGUCGAGCGCGGCCGCGACGGCAUGCUCCGGCGGUUCGGGGGCUUCAAGGUCAAGGCGCGCAGCAUCCACGAGUUCAACAAGUCCGGCGCGUCCUACACCAAGCAGCUCACCAAGUGGGCGGAUCACACGGCGGAGGAGCGCGCGGAGUAUUUCCGUCGUCGCUUCCCGCCAUGGCAGGUAGCUGGAGAGGAUCUGGCAGAUGUUCGUCACUAA
Molecule: messenger RNA, 630 nt
Organism: Panicum virgatum (switchgrass)
Lineage: Eukaryota; Viridiplantae; Streptophyta; Magnoliopsida; Poales; Poaceae
Exons: 2
Coding region: 1-630 (209 amino acids)
Source: RefSeq, a predicted model, not a curated record